AUGAAACAUUUUGUUAUCUUCACGUUAAUAGUUGGAGUAAUGCUAACAAACAUGGCGGAGGCUGCUCAUUAUACUUAUAAUCCAAUUCAGCCCAACCAGGUCCGGCUAUUCAAAUUUGUCCAAGAUGACAACGGGAUAUGUGCGCUUCAUGAAACUUUCUCGCUUGAAGCGCUCCCUGUGUUUCGUUCUCUCUCGUACACUUGGGCUCCUAAUGGAGGCUGCCCUCCGAGCAACUUCAAAAUCGACAUCGACAAACUCAAACUCCCAAAUUUGGACACGCUCCAAGAGUUCUUUAAAGCCCUAAAGUCCAGAGGCAUGCUACAUGACGGUAAAUGGUGGUGGAUAGACUCAAUUUGCAUCAACCAGGCGAAUAUCAAAGAGAGGGGCUUCCAGGUAGGACACAUGGAAAUACUGGUCAGCCGGGCGAAAACCGUCAUUGUCUGGCUGGGAGAAGCCUCGAGCGACAGCGAGCUGGCUAUAGACUUUAUCAAACUUCUCGACGAGACGAGCCGACGCAGGCUCAGCAUUGCAGACCUCCGCGCCACGCUAGAGAAUGGUCACUAUCGUGCCCACUGGGAAGCUUUGACGAAUUUUCUGUCACAAAAGUGGUGGUCCAGGAUUUGGACUAUGCAGGAAUUUGUACUGGCGCAGAGCCUCUCGUUCUGGUGCGGCAUGCACGACAUCAGCAGGGUCGCCAUCUGCCAGAGCCUUAGUAUGGCCGACAAGUGCACCUCGAGUGGCACCAAACAGUCUAUUGCAUUCAAGCACGGCAACAACCGGAGAAUAGCAUGGGACUUAUACAAGGCUAGCCAAGAGCCAGGCACCAGCCUUCGAUUCUCUCUUCUUGCCUUGGCCGCCUACUUCUGUUGCAUGGACGCCUUGGAUGAUCGGGAUCGGCUCUACGGCGUGAUGGGGCUCGCGACUGACCGAGUACUGCUGGAAGUUGACUACUCGGUGAGACCGGAGGAAGUCUAUGCGCGGCUGAAUCGAUCAUUUAUCACCCACUACAAGUCUCUGGCUAUUAUAUGUUUUGCCUCAACAUACACACCGCCACCGGGAACAAUACGGCCGUCCUGGAGGCUGGACUGGCAAAAGCGGAGUCCCGAGGUCAUUCCCUCCUUACUAGGAUACGUCACAGGCUACUAG
Messenger RNA from Akanthomyces muscarius, 1146 nucleotides. RefSeq lists its product as uncharacterized. The record is from RefSeq and is a predicted model, not a curated record. The coding region runs from base 1 to 1146 and encodes 381 amino acids. The transcript has a single exon. NCBI's taxonomy places the organism in Eukaryota, Fungi, Ascomycota, Sordariomycetes, Hypocreales, Cordycipitaceae.